CCUACGUACUAGUAAGGGUCCAACUCAAGUUCUUGUCACAAUCUGGGAUCAUUUGAGGCAGUUUACACAACUCAUGUACAACUUCAAAUUGCCUGCAGGUGUCGAUUUCGGGUAUACUAUCUGCGCCUCAACCUGUUUGGAAAUUCAGACGGAGCGCUGGGCUCGACUUGAAUAAUGCUAUAAGGACACCCUCGUUACAGAGUUGCUUCAAGUUCCGAGCAACCCCUUUGUACCAUUGACACAGCUCAAAUAAUUCUCAGCCUUUCAUAUAUCCACUUCAUCAUUACAAGCUUAUCUCGUUCAACAGACCAUGUUGAACUUACUCUCCAAAGAUCGAAUAGUCAACGAGACAGGCCUCAGAGCCGCCUUACAUUAUCUGGACGCAGUUUCAAGUUUAGGAGCAACUGCAUUACGAGCCACGGUCGAACAUAUGUUGUCAUCGCCCCAUAUCUUUGCAUAUAUUAUCUCUGUUUGGGAUCGCCGCGAGGCAAUGAUCUCACAGGUCAUGACAGACUUUCCAACGAAAUCUCAAGAUUAUCCAGCAUCCAUCGCGAGAAAGAUGCUAGACAAUCUGUCUAUGUCCUUUCUAGCUUUGCCAGCCGAGUCUCUAGCGAUGGAUAUCUCAAGGGAUAUCAGCCGCCACCGAGGCUUCAUCGAGGGCGCUUUACCUGUACUUUGUGCGUUGAACACUAUGAAAUUUGCUGAUGCAGGGUCAUUUGAAGACGAAAUCGAUCUCCACGACGUCGAAUCUGACGAUGGAUUCGUCAAGAAGAAAGUGCCUCAGAAAAUGCGCAAGAGGAAUCGUCCGAAAGCUCAGACAGUCGUCGACACAUCGCUCUUCGUGAGGCUUGGUGCGGUUGUGCCUCUCACAAACGAGGCUGCUGCAUCAUUGUCUACUUACAUUCUUGCGAAGCUGAAAAAUGCUCUCUCAUUCUACCUCUCGCUUCUGCGGAGGACGGAACUAGCAGGCGACAUCCAAGCCUUACUCCUCCCAAACGUGGGAGAGUCUGCUAAAGAUGUUGCGCCUGAAGUUUCGUCGACCGAGGAUGUCGAGAGCCCAACAAACAUACCCAAUGCGUAUCAAAUGGUGCAGCCUAUGAAGGCUGCGCUUUACUUUGACAACGCGGACGGGUUCGGAGAGUGGCGAAUCCUCAUAUCUACUGAGGCCUACAGAAAUUUGCGUGAAUUUCGUAGAACAAAUAAGAAGAUACUCAAGAUCAUCGUCAAGAAGAUCAAACAACUAUCGAAUGGCCAUUUCUCAGAUGAUAAUCACAAGCGACUUAAUGGGUUGGAUGCAGGCAUACCAAUCUACGAUGCCGAGAUUACAAGGGACCUGCGAUUGAUAUACCAGAUCGAUUGUGUCCCUGACCAGGAUGGAAAAUCCGAAAGACAAGUAAUCAAGGUAUAUGGCAUUUAUACGCAUGCUCAGCUUGGCGGGAUAUGGAAUGCCUUGGGUAGCCAUCUCGCACGUAAGGGCAGAGAAUAUCGUAGAAGGUGCAUCUUUCGGAACAGACCAGUCAUUUCCAAUGACUGCGUGAUUCUGCCUGCGUCGUUCCCACUGGCCGAACCUGAGGCAGAAUGCUUAGGAAGCCCGCUUGACCUUAGUGAUAAGGACAUGGACCACCUUCACUCUUUGCUUGUUUUGGAGAAAUAUGUUACAUUCUCGCAAGCGUUCCUGCAUAGUCUUAUCGCAAACCAAGACGUGCAGCACGUCUUUGUACUCACACCUCAAGAACAAAAUAUUGUCGAGUGCACCACGUCGUGUUACGUGUUGGGUCGCAGUGGGACAGGAAAAACUACGACGAUGCUGUUCAAGAUUCUCGGCAUUCAGCGAGCUUGGGAGAUGAGUGGCACUGACAUGCCGAAGCCACGCCAAAUCUUCGUUACCAAGUCCAGAGUGCUCGCUACGAAAGUGGAAGAGUAUUUCACGAAGCUUCUCGAAUCUCUGGCGUUAGCAGGCUAUACCCUGGAGGAACUCGCACGGAUGAAAGCACAAAGUGUUCAGGAGGGCCUUGUUGAUCUCGACGACCUGCCUGACUCACAGAUGAAUAUACCCAUGAGAUACAGCGAACUUGAGGAUAAACACUUUCCUCUGUUUGUGACUUUCGAUCGGCUGGCGAAGAUGAUCGCGGCAGAUAUCUUGAGCAAGGACGUUUCUAAGAUCUUCAGUGUUGACGAUGCUGAGGCGCAUGACUGUUUCGUCACCUAUGACGUAUUCGCAAAUCAAUACUGGCCUCAUUUUCCGCAGAAUCUCACCAAGAAUCUUAACCCGUGGUUGGUUUUCAGCGAAUUCAUGGGGAUCAUCAAAGGCUCCGAACACGCACUGGCCUGUCCUGAAGGAAUUCUCGAUCGCCCAAACUACCUCCGUCUUCCUCAUCGCUCUAAUCCAAAUUUUGCGAAUCAGAGGGGAAUGUUGUAUGACAUCUUCGAGUAUUAUACGAAACUCAAGCGGCAGCGACGUCAUCAUGAUGUUGCAGACCGCACACAUGCGAUACUCAAGGUCUUGCCGAAGUUCCCUGGCCAACAGAUCGAUUAUCUGUAUGUCGACGAAGCACAAGACAACCUUCUGAUCGACGCACUUUUUUUGAGGCAAUUAUGCAGGAAUCCAAACGGUUUGUUCUGGGCUGGAGACACCGCACAGACAAUCUCUGCAGGGAGUUCCUUCAGGUUCGAUGAUCUGAAAGCAUUUCUCUACCGUGUGGAGCAGCAAAAUAUCUCGGUCAACUCCGCUGGAGCAUGUCUUCAUCAGCCUAUGAUGUUUCAAUUGGCGAUCAACUACAGAUCGCACGGUGGAAUCGUCAACUGCGCGCAUUCUGUGAUCGAACUUAUCACAAAAUUUUGGCCCAACACAAUCGAUAACCUUCGGCCAGAGAAGGGCGUGGUUGACGGACUGAAGCCUGUAUUUUUCACUGGUUGGGAUAACGACACUGUUCGUUAUGAACAGUUCUUGUUCGGAGCAAGCGGUAGUCACAUUGAGUUCGGAGCUCAGCAAUGCAUUCUCGUGCGUGACGAUGCAGCACGUCAGAAGUUACGAGACCAAGUUGGUGAAAUUGGACUGAUUAUGACGCUUUACGAGAGCAAAGGCCUGGAAUUCAAUGAUGUGCUGUUGUAUAACUUUUUCGAGGAUUCUGUUGUCGAUCUGUCACGAUGGCGCGUAGUUCUCAAUGGGAUAGAUGAUCAAGAACAUGCACCAGACUUUGAUCGUGACGAGGCGCGAUACGCUGGGGUUUGUAGCGAGCUCAAACUUCUUUAUGUGGGAAUCACUCGAGCAAGGAAGAACAUGUGGAUCGUCGACAAAUCUGAUAAAUCAGACCCGAUGCGUAGAUUCUGGACAUCGCGCAAUCAAGUCCAGAAUUGUACCCCCGGCACCGAUGUCCCUCAUCUAGCCGUCUCCUCGACUCCAGAAGAAUGGGCAAACUUCGGGCGCUCACUAUUCUCGCACAAGCGCUACUCGCAGGCUGUCCAUUGCUUUGAACGUGCUAAUCUUCCUCGUGAAGUGAAGGUCUGUGAAGCAUAUCAACUGCGAGAAGUCGCACGUUCUAGUGUCGGAGUGGCCUUACCUAGCGACCAAAAAAGAGCUUUUAACGUGGCCGCCGAUGCCUUUGCUGAUUGUGGGGCGACUGCGACAGGAAACCAGAAGCUCCAAUACUAUCGUAACUCGGCGGAUUGCUACGUUCGAGCAGGAGAUGAUCUUCAAGCUGCGAAGGCCUAUUUCAAUGCUCAAGAGUUCGAGCAAGCAGCGAAGAGAUAUCGCAAAGUUGGGCGGUUUGACAAGACCCUCCGUGUCCUUGAUGAACAUGGCACGAACAUACCUGAAGAGACCACGGCGGAGUUAUGGAAUGUGUGCAGACUGUUUUACUGCAGUAGGAACAACACUCAGCCUCCCUUGCCCCUUUUCUCAUCAUUUGAUGAGGAAAUCGAAUUUCUAGAGGACUAUGACCUCGAUUACGCUCGUGCCUCACUGCUGGAAUCUCAUUCAAAGUACUAUGAGGCCGCAGAGCUCCACUUGUCAGAGAAUAGGCCCUUGGAAGCUGCCCGGGCAUUUAUCAAGGACGACAGCAACGUCGAUUCUACUACCCGUGCCGCCGAUACUAUAUUGGAAUACUUCUGGCGCAAAUGCUCCUUUAGGAUCACUGCAAAAUCCGUUGUUGAUGAGCAAAUGCCGCAUUUCAUCGCUCUCGCUGAUCAGCUAGAGACGAGCAAACUAACGCCAGCUACGCGUGAUUUAAUAUCGAUGUUUCAGAACAUCUCUCGCGGAAAUCAUGAGCCGUUGAGAAGUCUUGCGCUUGCCUUCCAGGGACAUCAUAACCGGCCAGCGGCUCUCCUUUGUCUGGACCAUAUAUUCUCUCGAGUCACAGACAUUCGAACUUUCACGGUUGAUGAAAUGCAACGGUUCCUUCAACAAUUUUACGCCUAUGCGCGACUGCUCUAUCUUAUUUUGACCUUCCCUGAUCCUAUGGAGCAUAGGGGUAUUCAGAGACUGUUCUCCGUCAUGCGGUUGUCCGGUGACGAAUUCCUCAUACCCGUUGGAACGUUCCUCCACAACAAAGUGAUAGAAAUCCGCCAGGACAUCACGUGGGUAUCGGAACAUCCGUCUGGGUAUACAGCUUCUCGUAAAGACGUCACCCAGCUGCUACAACAAUCCAUUCGAACGAUCUUGAAAGACAAAGUGUCAGAGGUCGAUGAUAUGUGUUGCAAUUCUCCCGUCUUCUCGCAAUGCAUGCAAUUCUUGAUAUCUGGAUCAUGUCGAAGAGAUAACUGUCCCCAAGAGCAUGUUGCAGUAUCGAAACUGGAUCGCCAGUAUUACAAUGGCCGUGUCGCCAUCCACAUCUGGCAGAUUCUGAUCUUGCAAUUGAUGUAUUCCGCUCACCCAUACAUUGAGCGACGCAAUAGCAUGAGAGACUGGCUCAAGCAUUUGUACGAGGCUAUCAAUCCACCCUUCUUCAUUCAAGGUUCCCCCGCGGACCUUGAUAUGAACAUGAUGCCUCUUCGUCUGGACGGCAUGAAAGUGGUUAAGCUCUGGAUCCGCGAAUCCUUCUACUCACUCGACCCAUUCUAUACCCAGGCUGAAUUUUUGACGAUGUUGAUGGGGAUAACCAGCCUGAGUUUUGCUUUUGAUAGGAGUGACGCACCUGCCUACAUCUCUCGAGCAAAGUGUACGAUCUCUGGACCGUUAGAACUCGUUCGCAAAGGGGACAAACGCUAUAUGGUUCAUGACCUGCUUGGUUCUUACCAUGGAGCUGCCCGAAGUAGCAUCUCAUCGGGAAUUUCGUAUCUUCUGCAUGUUCUCGAUAAUCGUUUAUAUGCCAACCUCUCCGUGUUGUGCGACUGUAUCGAGGACAUCUGCAGUGCUUUUGUAAUCAAGUGCCGAAUGGACCCAGCCUUCAAUCAGUUAUCCCUCCAUGAUGUUGUCCUUCCAUGCAGCUGGCUACUGUUUCCCCACAAAUACACUGCGGAGAAAGACACUAAUCUUUUUCUGAUGGGCAAGCUUCUGGAUGAGAUAGCGAGGCUGGUCGAAGCGUUGCGCGUAGAAGCCGGCAUGGAAUUCCUUUGGCUGAACCAUACGAAAUUUACGCCCAUUCUCCGCAAUGUUUUCAUUUCGCGGAUCUGCAGGAUUCUCUGCCUUCUUGCUCACAACAUCAGGAAUCCCUUCAUGAGAGACAAAAUAGACAUGAUCAUUCUUUCGCUGCACAAGACCAACCCUCCUUCGAAUUGGCCCCUGGCUAACUAUAGGAAGCUUGUGGAUGACGUGGUCAGGUACAUGACACCCUUGCCAGGACGGUCGCCACCCUCAGACGGUUACCUGCGAGCCCUCCUGGCUUUCGACGACAACAAAGGAGUGAGCAACCUAGUGCAUCUUGUACACAAAACGAUGAAUCAGUAUACCCGAGUCCAUGUAGUCCGACGGCUCGUAUACGAGAAGGUCAUCGAGAUCCCUCAUCUCCUUUCAUCUUACGCAGUGGUCGCACAAUCUACUCUGAGAGUGGAGGCCCCGGCUUUUGUACCUCGCUUAGGACCCUCCAAGGACCAACCAGAGGUUACGCAGGAGGAAGAUGUCACGGUGAAUGCUGAUACCGAGACCCGUGACGCGUUGGAGAAUGAGGCGGUGACGUUGCUUGCACCUGAUCUUGAUGAGUCGCUACGUUCCAACAGACCAUCGGUGGAGGAAGAAGAGGCGGCUCGCAAAAUUCAGAACGUAUACCGCCGUUACGUUAGACGUCGCUCGAGUCGUGCAGUAAAUGCCGAAAUCGAUGUGAUAUUCAUGACAUGCCUGAAGGAGACGCAGUCCUCUGAAUGGCUUCCGGGUUAUUACAGCUUCCUUUUCCUUGGACCAUUGCCUCACCUUCUACUAUGCCUGGAACGAGGCAUCGCUCUGACUCGCGCUGCCAAAGCGAAGACGAAAGGCCUUCUCAAUAAGGAGUCUCAUGAAAAGCUCGAGGAGUUGGGCAAGCAGAGAAGCGAGAUAGCUGCACUCCUCAGGAAGGGAUUGAGAUUGCGCAAGCAGCUAGAACCUUCCUCACCUGCUCAUCGUGUCCGUGACAUUGACGCACUCAAAGGUGGAGUUCUAGAGGUCAAGGAAUUCAUGCAUAGGGUUCCCGGCAACGUGCAAGGUAUACAAUCCGAUUUUCAAAUGGCCUAUAAGGGUAUUGUUGCAAAGAAGGUUCAUGUGCCAGUGGGAAAGGAGAAGGAGAGACCUGCUCUGAAUGUCGAGGAUAUGGACUAUUGAUCUUUCUUAGGUUGUGGAAAGUCGAGACCGCUAUUUC
Messenger RNA from Suillus bovinus, 6764 nucleotides. RefSeq lists its product as uncharacterized. The transcript has 35 exons. Lineage: Eukaryota; Fungi; Basidiomycota; Agaricomycetes; Boletales; Suillaceae. The coding region runs from base 311 to 6727 and encodes 2138 amino acids. Gene Ontology annotation, molecular function: protein binding; hydrolase activity; ATP binding. The record is from RefSeq and is a predicted model, not a curated record.